AUGGCGUCCCAUUCUCCCCGGUCGCGCGUCGAUCAGUUUUUCACUUCCAAGAAAAGGAAAGCUAAGUCACCUUGUUCGAAGCCUGGGAGAAAUGAAAAGGGCGGGAAAACUGUAGUAGAAGGGUCCCCUAGUGGCAAAGGUACUUUGGACAAUUACUUAGUCGCUUCGCAGGAUGAGCCUUUGUGCGCUGGUCGUGAUUCGUUGGCUAGGCAAGAUCCAGUAAAAAGGAGUUUGUCAGUAGAGAUUGAUGGUUGUAUAAAUGAUGAAUGUAAGCGGUCGUCUCAAUCUCAAGUUGCCAAAACACUUGACGCAUCCCAAAAGGGAAUGUUGGAAGGAUUACCUCGAGGGGCUAGUGUUGCAGUUGGGGGUUCUGGAAAGGGUACCCCAGAUUUGGUGCAAGGUGCAGAAAACACUGAACUACAGAAGUUUGCAGCCGACUUUUUGUCUUUGUAUUGCAGUGAAAUCCAAUCAAAUGUGCAUCUGCCCUCAGAAUUGAAAGUGAAUGACCAUAAGAGACAAGCAAGUCCAUUACCUCAGGAAACAUCUAACAAAAAGCAUUGUGUUACCGAUCAAUCAAACAUAGAAUGCAAAAACACUUGCUAUGACAUUAAUUCUGAAUAUAUGCAGUCUACUAUUGUUCGUAAAGCUGAGGUUACUAUUGAUAAAGAUCUUUUUGCACUUCAGCCAACCUUGAUGAAAUGCAGUAAUACCUCAAAAUCAUCUCUGGACAUAAUUGAAUGCAGUACACCAGGUUCUUUGAUUGCUAAAAGUUCUUUGCGUGAAACCCCUAAGUCAGGACAUGGAAGUUCCAUAUUUUCACCUGGAGAAGCUUUCUGGCAUGAAGCUAUCCAACUUGCUGAUGGCUUGUGUGGUCCAAUGGUUAACUUAUCUGCUAAAGCUGCUGAAAACAACGGUGCUGCAGAGAGCCAAUGUCAUAAAAAGAACUCGUGCAAUUUGAGAAUUGCAAACUGUGAUGGCAAACUUAUGGAAACAAUAAACGAAGGUAAAAGUAUGUCUACACAUGCUUCGUUAGGACGGUUACUAGGAAGGCAUGGGGAUUCAAAAGAAGAAAAGUCUCCCAUUCCUGUUAAGCAUUUUGAUUUCUCAUCCGAGGACAAAAAUUUGGGUGGAAGUAUCGUACAUUAUGACGUUACAGGUGAUUUAAAGAGCACUACUCAUGGAGGUGGCGUUCCAUUUGGUCCAAUUGUUACUAGUCCAAGAAAUGAUGAUAAUAUAAACCAUUGCAGAAAAUCUGAAAAAAAUAAAGCAAUAUGCGGAGAAGAAGAGACUCUUUCUGUUACUGCAGUGACUAAAAGGAAGGGGAAUUUAGUUGGCAGGGAUAAGGAAAGCAUAAACUAUGAGUUUCCAAUUGGUGGAAUCACAACGACAAUUGGUAAUUGCGAAUCUGGUGAAGCUACUCCCUCAAAUGUUAUGCCAAGUAAAGAUUGGCUAGAUUUGAACAAUUGGCUUCCAUCUGAAAUAUGUAACAUAUACAGAAAGAAAGGAAUUUCAAAACUGUAUCCUUGGCAGGUUGACUGCCUUCAGGUGGAUGGUGUAUUGCAGAGAAGAAAUCUUGUAUAUUGUGCAUCUACAAGUGCAGGUAAAAGUUUUGUUGCUGAAAUUCUGAUGUUGCGGCGGGUCUUAUCAUUUGGAAAAAUGGCACUACUUGUGCUUCCUUAUGUAUCCAUUUGUGCUGAAAAGGCAGAACAUCUGGAGGUUCUUCUUGAACCACUUGGUAAGCAUGUUCGUAGUUAUUAUGGAACCCAAGGUGGUGGAGCGCUUCCUAAAGAUACUUCUGUAGCAGUAUGCACGAUAGAAAAGGCAAACUCUUUGAUAAACAGAUUGUUGGAAGAAGGUCGUUUGUUAGAAGUUGGAAUUAUAGUGAUAGAUGAACUGCACAUGGUUGGUGAUCGAAGUAGGGGUUAUCUUUUGGAGCUCAUGUUGACAAAACUUCGUUAUGCUUCUGGUGAAGGCAACUCUGAAGGAAGUAGUGGUGAAAGUUUUGGUAUGAGCAGUGGUAAAGCUGACUGUGCUCAUGGUCUGCAAAUUGUGGGGAUGAGUGCAACCAUGCCAAAUGUGGGAGCUGUUGCUGAUUGGCUUCAAGCAGCACUAUACCAGACUGAUUUCCGUCCAGUGCCAUUGGAAGAAUAUAUUAAGGUUGGUAACACAAUUUAUAACAAACAAAUGGAUGUUGUAAGAACAAUUUGCAAAGCAGCUGAUCUUGGUGGCAAAGAUCCGGAUCAUGUUGUGGAGUUGUGCAAUGAGGUUGUCCAAGAGGGUCAUUCAGUGUUGAUAUUUUGCUCUACUAGAAAAGGCUGCGAAUCGACUGCUAGACAUGUUUCAAGAUUCCUCAAAAGUUAUUCAGUUGGCUUUCAGAAUGCUGAUACUGAAUUUGUUGAUAUUACUUCUGCUAUUGAUGCCUUACGGAGGUCUCCUGCUGGAUUGGAUCCAAUAUUAGAAGAAACACUUCCUUUUGGCGUUGCUUACCACCAUGCUGGGCUCGUGGUUGAAGAGAGAGAGAUUGUUGAGACCUGCUAUCGGAAAGGCCUUGUACGGGUUUUAACUGCUACAUCUACUUUGGCUGCUGGGGUUAAUUUACCAGCUAGAAGGGUCAUUUUUCGUCAACCCAGGAUUGGUCGUGAUUUUCUUGAUGGGACGAGGUAUAAACAGAUGGCAGGUCGGGCUGGUCGUACCGGAAUAGAUACAAAGGGCGAAAGUGUGCUUAUUUGCAAACCAGAGGAGAUAAAAAGAAUUUUGGGACUUCUUAAUGAAGAUUGUCCACCAUUGCAUUCUUGUCUAUCUGAAGAUAUGAAUGGCAUGAUUCAUGCAAUUUUAGAAGUUGUAGCUGGGGGAAUUGUUCAAACUGCUAAUGAUAUUCAUCGAUACGUGAGGUGUACCCUUUUGAAUUCUACAAAACCAUUUCAGGAUGUGGUCAAAUCAGCACAGGAAUCUCUUCGGUGGUUGUGCCACAGAAAAUUCCUUGAAUGGAAUGAAGAUACUAAGUUGUACAGUACCACACCUCUUGGGCGUGCCUCUUUUGGCAGUUCUCUUUCCCCGGAAGAAUCACUUAUUGUAUUGGAUGAUCUUUCAAGGGCAAGAGAAGGAUUUGUUCUUGCUUCUGAUUUGCAUUUAGUUUACCUAGUAACACCCAUUAACGUUGAUGUUGAGCCAAAUUGGGAACUCUAUUACCAGCGGUUUAUGGAAUUGUCUCCCCUAGACCAGUCUGUUGGCUAUCGAGUGGGAGUGAUGGAACCAUUUUUGAUGCGCAUGGCACAUGGUGCACCGAUGCGUACGUCAAAAUCGAAAGAAAAGAUAACUGGAUUGCAUGGCAAAUUUCAAAACCCACUAGGAAUCACAAAUAAUACUCUGCUUUCGGAUGAGCAAGCACUUCGAGUGUGUAAAAGAUUCUAUGUUGCUCUGAUCUUGUCAAGGCUAGUUCAGGAAGCUCUUGUUGCGGAGGUCUGCGAAGCUUUUAAUGUGGCUAGAGGCAAGGUGCAAGCCUUACAAGAGAAUGCUGGAAGGUUUGCAUCUAUGGUAUCCGUAUUUUGUGAAAGGCUUGGAUGGCAUGAUCUGGAAGGUUUAGUUGCCAAGUUUCAAAAUCGUGUAUCAUUUGGGGUGAGAUCAGAGAUUGUGGAGCUCACUACCAUUCCCUAUGUUAAGGGUUCUCGAGCUAGAGCUCUUUACAAAGCUGGCCUGCGUACACCUCUAUCGAUUGCUGAAGCAUCUAUCCCUGAAAUUGUCAAAGCUCUUUUUGAAACCUCCUCAUGGGCUGGACAAGAAGGUUCUGCUCAAAGGCGCAUACAAGUGGGAGCAGCCAAGAAGAUCAAGAAUGCAGCACGCAAGAUAGUUCUGGAGAAGGCUGAAGAGGCAAGGAUUGCUGCCUUCUCUGCUUUCAAAUCUCUAGGACUUGAUGUUCCACAAUUUUCUGGUCCACCAUUGCCUGCUGCUGCUGGCAAUCCAUGGGGGCAAGGAGCUUCCACUUCACCCGGAAAUGGCACUGGUAAUAGCUUUGUUGGUGAACUCUUGGUUAAGACAUCUGAAGAAGGAACUGUCCUGACUGAUAAAGCUGUGUCAGUAAGUGAGGAGAAGUUGACGAGGGCAUUAGAUACUAAUACAGUGGCUCCAGAAGUACAUUUAGAUGGUAUUAUGCCUCAUGAGCUGGGUGCCAGUGAUCCUAUGGUAUUAGUGGAAGGCUCUGAUACCCUUCAGAAUGAGAUUGGUGCUCCUGUUUGUCGUUCCAAGGAUGCUAAUUUGACACAGCUAAUUCAGUUACAAAAGCAGGAUGAUAAAACCAUGACAGAUAAUGUCGCUGUUAAUCCUCGAACGGGGGAACAGCGGAGGAAUGUAAACUUAUCUUCUGGCUCUAAGGUUGCUGCUUCUAAGAAAGGCCCUAUUCUUGCAACUAAUACUCCAGGUGGGUUUGAUUCUUUUUUGGAUCUUUGGGACAAUGCGACAGAGUUCUAUUUUGACGUCCACUACAACAAAAGAUCAGAAAUGACUUCUGGUAGCCAUUUUGAAUUGCAUGGCAUAGCCAUCUGUUGGGAAAAUUCGGCUGUGUAUUACGUCAGUCUUCCUAAAGAUCUACUCUGGUCUAACAACAAAAUAAAUGAUUGCUUACAUUCAAAUUCAUCUGGUAAACAAAAUAAUCUUUUACCUUCUAACAAUUGGUUGGAGAUGGUUAGACGUAGAUGGGAUAGGAUAAGUGGGAUAAUGGGGAAAAGAGAUGUCAGAAAGUAUACUUGGAAUUUGAAAGUUCAAGUUCAGGCACUUAAAAGUCCUAUAGUUUCAGUUCAGAAAUUAUAUUGCAAGGAAUUUGCAGUGGAAAACACGGAGUUUGAAAUCAUAGACAGCUCAUUCCUAUUAUUGACCCCAAUUCAUGUAAGUGGUGGAAUUGACUUGUGCAUUGUGGCAUGGAUUCUUUGGCCAGAUGAGGAGAGAAGCUCUAGUCCUAAUUUGGAAAAGGAAGUUAAGAAAAGGUUAUCUGGUGAGGCCGCAGCAGCUGCUAAUCAAAAUGGCAGAUGGAAGAAUCAGAUGCGAAGGGCUGCUCAUAAUGGUUGCUGCCGCCGGGUUGCGCAAACACGAGCAUUAUGUUCUGUUCUCUGGAAGUUACUUGUCUCUGAAGAACUCACUGAAGCACUUUUGAGUGUUGAAAUUCCUUUGGUUGACAUUCUUGCAGACAUGGAGCUUUGGGGAAUUGGUGUUGAUGUGGAGGGAUGUCUCAAAGCACGUAAUGUGUUGGGUAAAAAGUUGAGGUCUCUUAAGAAGGAAGCUUAUAAGCUGGCUGGCACGACGUUUUCAUUAUACACAGCAGCAGAUAUAGCUCACGUAUUGUAUGGACAAUUGAAGCUACCCAUACCAGAGAAGCACAACAAAGGAAAACAACAUCCAAGUACAGACAAGCAUUGUUUAGACUUAUUAAGGCAUGAGCAUCCUAUUAUUCCAGUCAUUAAAGAGCAUCGGACAUUGGCGAAGCUCUUGAACUGCACAUUGGGAUCAAUUUGUUCACUCGCUAGACUUUCUGCUAAGACACACAAACACACUUUACACGGUCAUUGGCUCCAAACAUCAACUGCAACUGGUCGGCUUUCAAUUGAGGAACCUAAUCUCCAGUGUGUUGAACAUAUGGUUGUCGUCAAAAUCAACAAGGAUAAAAAUGGAGGAGAAGCUGAUGCAGAUUGUUAUGAAAUUAAUGCUCGUGAUUACUUUAUUCCUACUCAGGACAACUGGUUACUGCUAACAGCAGAUUAUUCCCAAAUAGAACUGCGGCUGAUGGCACAUUUCUCUAAAGACUGCUCGCUAAUUGAACUCCUAAGUAAACCCCAUGGUGAUGUCUUUACCUUGAUAGCCGCUAGAUGGACUGGUUGUCCAGAAGAGUCUGUUGGCUCCCAUGAACGAGAUCAAACCAAAAGGCUGGUGUAUGGCAUUCUUUAUGGAAUGGGUUCUAACACCCUUUCGGAACGACUUGGUUGCAGUCCAGUUGAUGCCAAGGAAAAAAUUCAAAGUUUCAAGAGUUCUUUUCCCGGUGUUGCUUCUUGGCUUCACGAAGUUGUUGCUUGCUGCCGUGAAAAGGGAUAUGUGAAGACCCUGAAGGGAAGAAAACGGUUCUUGUCAAAAAUAGAAGUCGGAAGCACUAAAGAAAAAUCUAAAGCUGAGAGACAAGCUGUGAAUUCUGUGUGCCAGGGAUCUGCUGCUGACAUAAUUAAGAUUGCAAUGAUAAAUAUUUAUUCUGUGAUAGCUGGAGUUGAUUUGCCCGGUUUCACUUCCUCACUUACAAAACGGUUUAACAUGCUGAACGGCUGCUGUCGAAUUCUAUUACAGGUACAUGAUGAGUUAGUUUUGGAAGUCGAUCCCUCUGUAUUAAACGAAGCUGCAUCAUUGUUGCGGAUGUGCAUGGAAAAUGCUGCUUCGCUUCUUGUCCCUUUGCAUGUCAAACUGAAAGUUGGAAGAAAAUGGGGUUCUAUGGAACCUUUCCAGGAAGAUCAGUGGCAAGAUAAAGCUUCUCACCCUGUCUCUUAGAUUACAUUCCUUCGUUGACCAGAAGAAACAAAAGUUAAAUGACGUUGGAGAACGAUGAUUGAUUGUCGCUUUUCAAGUUCAUCUAUGGAAGUUCAUACAGUUUGGAGAAAUUACUCCAUGGCCAAUUAGCCAAAGAAGAUAAAUUGAAGAGAAAAGGAUUCCCUUGGAAUCUUUUUGCAAAUUUUGCUUAGCAUGAAGAAACAUAACAUAUUUCUCUAAAAUGCAGUCUUGAACUCUGGAACUGGUUUCUAUCAUGUUGAGAAGCGAUAUCCUGUUCAGAUGAGAUAGCUGAACUCGUAAUGGAGAGCUGCAGCAGAAGAGUUCGGCUUACAAAUCUAUGCUCCACGGGAGCACUAUUUCGGCUGUCUCUGCAAACCUCGCAAGAUUGGCUCGGUUGUGAUGGGAACUGUCAAACUAACCGAGCUACAUUUUCCGAGGUGCGUGGAAUUCCUGAUAAAGCUCCUUCACUUGGCUGUCACAUAGCUUCCUCCUCCUUUAUUGUGGAUCAAAAUAAACACUGGUGAGCUGCAAAAGGUUCUUUUGGUGUAGCAGGCCGUGGGGAAUCUUGUGAAAAUACAGAUGUUUCUUCCCUUUAGCUCAAACCUUGGAACUAGAACAGUGUUGAAAGCCGAGUUACUUUAGGUUAGACCUCAGUUUUAAUGCAGUUCCAUGUGGGCUUGAGUCUCUCUUCCUGCACUCAUUCUCUUGAAUGACAUCCUAUUUCACUUGCCAUUGUUUGACUUGUCACGAAUGAAUGUGAGAAUAAGAAAUUGCAUGCUGAUAAACUCAGCUGGACUCGGAAUGAAUUCUGUGGCUUCACUUGGUGGACUCAUUUUCGUGUACCGGGCGGUGGGGACAUAUGUUGUGUCAAAUUUUACCAUAAACUUUUCUCACCUACCGUGGUUCGACCUAAUUCUACAUGUGUAUUGGUUUGCCCCAAUUCUUGUGAUACAUACGAGGGACUUUUAGGGCAAUCGUUUUCUGUUGAGAAAAAUAGACCAAGGUAUUUUUUUAAGAAAGGAUUAUACCUUGUACAUCUCUAAUUAUAGUGAUAUUCUGGGGGCAACAAGUCGACGCAGCUCUCAAUGUUGAACCACUAUAAAUCCU
Molecule: messenger RNA, 7623 nt
Organism: Morus notabilis
Lineage: Eukaryota; Viridiplantae; Streptophyta; Magnoliopsida; Rosales; Moraceae
Product: helicase and polymerase-containing protein TEBICHI
Exons: 27
Coding region: 1-6516 (2171 amino acids)
Biological process (GO): double-strand break repair; DNA-templated DNA replication
Molecular function (GO): DNA binding; ATP binding; DNA-directed DNA polymerase activity
Source: RefSeq, a predicted model, not a curated record